UACUAAAAACUUGAGAAUUACCAAGAAUUAUCAAUGAAGGUAUCAUGGCAUCAUGAAAAAGGACAUGAAUGAAGGCAUCAAACCAAAGAUCUAACGGCUAUGAACGAGCCCAACAACCAGUUUAAUUACAUUACUAUGCACUAAACCAUCUUUGAGUGGGAAUUUCUAAACUCUACUUCACUAUAAGUUGGUGAACUCAGUCUCAAUCUCUUAAAGGGAUUGAACAAAAAGAGCUUCAUUCACAUUGAUCCUCCUGAGGAGGGUUAAGCCUCAAAGCUAGGCUCAAACAACACUUCUCACAAGGAAGGAAAGAAUGAGUAGGUCUGCCGAAGCAAUUGAAGAUGGAGCUUUACAUAUAAGAUCAAGCAACUCUGAGAUUGUUCAUCAUGAAGAGGCAACUGGAUCAUCAGAGCGAAAGAGCGUUAACUGCUCAGCAGAAAAGAAGAAAUCUCUUCAAGUUCGUUAUUUUUAUGGCAUUAUAUUCCUAAUAAUAAAUCUUAUUGCUUGGUUUAUUCGUGACUACGGGCAAAAGGUUUUACCUCAACUUCAUUAUCUAAAAUCUUGCGGAGCUGGGGGUCGUGAAUGCUUUCAUACGCUAGGAGUACUUCGUGUGAGUUUAGGAUGUUUCAUAUUUUUCUUCUUGAUGUUUCUCUGUACAUGUUAUACACAAAAAUUGUAUGAAGCUCGCAGUAAAUGGCAUACAGGGUGGUGGACAUUGAAGUUUAUCCUGUUGAUCAUAUCCAUAGCGGUUCCAUUUUUCUUCAAUUCGGUUUACAUCCACUUAUAUGGUGAACUUGCUCGUGUUGGUGCUGGGAUUUUUCUUGCUCUCCAACUUGUGAGUGUGAUUGAGUUCAUUGCAUGGUGGAAUAACUACUGGAUGCUUGAUCAGGAAAGGAAACAAAGCUGCUCCCUCGGGUUAUUCAUGUCAAAAGUUUUUUACAUUGCUUCUGCAAUGGGAAUUGUGUUAAUGUACUACUUGUAUGCCUCAAAACUGGCAUGUGCUCUCAACAUAUUCUUCAUUACAUGGACUGCAAUUCUUCUCAUGGUGAUGAUGGCCAUAUCAUUGCACUCAAUGGUUAAUAGAGGUGUAUUAUCUUCAGGAAUCAUGGCAGCUUACCUUGUUUUCCUCUGUUGGUCUGCUAUUAGAAGUGAACCGGCUAAUGAGAAAUGCAAUGUACAAAAGCAAGUGAAUGGGAAUGGUGAUUGGACCACAAUACUGGGUUUCCUGCUUGCCAUAUGUGCCAUUGUCAUGGCAACCUUUUCUACUGGAAUUGAUUCACAAUCAUUUCAGUUUCGCAAAGAUAAAGUUCACCUGGAGGAUGACAUUCCAUAUAAGUAUGGAUUUUUCCACCUGAUAUUCUCUUUGGGAGCCAUGUACUUUGGAAUGCUAUUCAUAAGCUGGAAUCUUGAAAAUUCGGCGAGAAAAUGGAGCAUAGAUGUCGGCUGGGCAAGUACAUGGGUGAAAGUCGUGAACGAGUGGUUUGCAGCGUCUAUAUACUUUAACCCUGAAACCGCAACUGGAGAAGAACCAAUUCUUGAGUUAUACAUGCAUGACAUUCUUGGAGGCGUCAACCCAACAGCUAGGCCAAUAACUGGCUUGCUAGGAAACAUAUUCAAUGGUCAAGUGCCCUUUGCGAGGCCAUUAGGAUUCCGUCCCCCGAAAGAUGGGGUAGCCAUUCCCAAUGCCAAUGGUGCCAUUCCGACUGUUAAUGGUGUCAAUGGCAUUCCAUUAGGAACUGGUUUAGCUGGUACAACUUUUUCAGGAAUAAACAAUGGUAAUCCGCAAAUACAACUGGGACCAGAUGGACUAGGACUGGGCUUUGGGACUAUCACUGUCAUUGAUGACAUACUAACCUCUAGUCCUGAGUUGGGAUCACAGGUACUAGGGAAAGCUCAAGGCGUUUAUGUGGCGAGCUCUGCAGAUGGAACUACACAGAUGAUGGCAUUCACUGUUAUGAUUGAAGGAGGUGAAUAUGGUGAUAGCCUUAACUUCUAUGGCAUAUUCAAGAUUGGCAGCCCCCUGUCACGUUUGUCAGUGACGGGUGGGACUGGUAAGUUCAAGAAUGCAAGCGGGUUCGCUGAGGUGAGGGCGCUUAUACCUCCCGGCCAACAUGUUACUGAUGGUGCAGAGACAUUGCUGAGAAUCACUGUCCAUCUAAGCUACUGAGAGUGGCAUUGAACACAGAGCAAAUGUGAAUCCUUUGUGUGAAAUGAAAAAUGAACCUGGCAUUGGUUAUUUGUCAAUCUGGUAGCAGCGAAUCAAUGUUUUCGAGUUUUUAGCCUUGCAUUUGUAAUUCUGUAACAGAAAUAUUUUAAGCAUUUUAU
Messenger RNA from Pistacia vera, 2325 nucleotides. Its product is annotated as probable serine incorporator. The transcript has 13 exons. The coding region runs from base 314 to 2167 and encodes 617 amino acids. Lineage: Eukaryota; Viridiplantae; Streptophyta; Magnoliopsida; Sapindales; Anacardiaceae. Gene Ontology annotation, cellular component: membrane. The record is from RefSeq and is a predicted model, not a curated record.